Molecule: messenger RNA, 3971 nt
Organism: Purpureocillium takamizusanense
Lineage: Eukaryota; Fungi; Ascomycota; Sordariomycetes; Hypocreales; Ophiocordycipitaceae
Exons: 5
Coding region: 291-3575 (1094 amino acids)
Biological process (GO): positive regulation of TORC1 signaling
Cellular component (GO): cytoplasm
Molecular function (GO): protein binding
Source: RefSeq, a predicted model, not a curated record
CGACGCUCAUCGCAGCUCACAAGACGCUUCAUUCGACCGCCUUUGGCCCGCGCGAUCAUCGUUUCCCGCCCUGACCGGAGCCCAGCCGCUUGGAGAAGCUAUGCGACAGUCGGGGGCCGUGUCCAUGGCUCCAACCCCUCCCUAAUGGCCUCGCCGCUCUCCUGUGUUUGAAGCUCUCCAUCCAACCCUCUGUCUCCAAGCCGGCUUGACAGCUGCUCACCGGCAUCAGCGACCAUACCGUCGCGACUGGGCCAGGACGGCGCCAUCUCUUGACGGCCCAAUUGCCCGCCAUGGAUCGUCCGGAGCCAGGCCUCGUCAAGUGGUCGGCCAACUCGGCCGUGGACAGCUUCGUCCACAUCAACCUGCAGCACCGCGUCGUUCAGCUCUAUGAGCCGACUGGACAUGCGCACCGUCGGCGGUUCGACUACGCCAAGCUCAGCAGGCACGACGACUUCCCGCCCCUCACCACCUAUGACUGGUCGCCGGCCAACCCGGAGCUGCUCGCCGUCGGCACCAGCUCCGGCAUUGUCAAUCUUUUGCGCAUCGAUGACAGCUCCAACGCAUACGUCGAGAUUGGUCUUAAGAUGGCAAGAACCUGCCAUGCAGUCGCCUUCAACAACACGGGACUUUUGGCGGUCGGCCUCGACCGUGUGCGCAUGGACCAGAGCCUCCAAGUCUGGGACGUGAACCGCCUAUCUGCUUCCGAAAACCAAAGGAAGGGCUUCCCGUCCGAUGCGUCCAGCUUAGUGGAGCCGAGGACGCGCCUAGAGCCGAGCGUUUCUGUCUCAAGUCUCAAGUUCUUCGAGGACAGCCCGCAGACCCUGGUUGCGGGCAUCAAGGGACAGGGUGUGAGGAUACAUGAUCUACGAGACCCCACUAGCGUCGUGACCUUUCAAACCAAAUGCAAUAACAAUCUAGCAAUUGACUACGCGGACCAAAACUUCUUUGCGUCGUCUGCGCUUGAUCAUCCCGGCGUCAUGAUCUGGGAUCGUAGAGCCACUGCGCGGCCCGUGGCCUCUCAUACUUAUCUUCAGGCCGUCGAGGAAGACGAGCUACCGUGGGGAGGGGCUUUGCGACUCGACCAAGUCAUUGAGACCGACUCGGACCCCCUCAUGGCUGAGGGCAAGCACUCCCUCAUACGCUCGCUCCGGUACUGCCGCGACCGCCGCGGUCUUUUGGCAGCGCUUUCGCCAACCGGCCAGCUCAAGGUCUUGGAGACGAAUAAGGAAACGCCACCGUCUGGAAGCGCGCCGCAAGGUCCCGAGCUGCUACAGGUACAGCGCUCCUACGAGAUGGAUGUAUCGUAUAGGGAGAACUCCAGAAGAAGCGACCGUAUCGUCUCUUUUGACUGGAUGACCCUCGGCUCGCCAGCUUUGCGCCCUAGGCUAUUGGUACUGCGAGCCAACGGCAACUUUGACGUUCUGGAGCAGCCAUCGCGCACUUCGGAUCACGUCUUUAAUUUUAUUCCCUGGCAGGCGCCCUAUCGUGGCUUGGAAGAGGGCGCCCCUUAUAUGGAUACGAUGCAGUUCGAGCCAUCUCAGACGGUCGAGAUGUUGGGCACGUUUCUCGCCGAACAGACCCUUUCCGAAGUUCCCAUCUUCGGGCCCGACAGUGCCAACGUCGAGGAGAGACUUGUCGCCGCCCUGCGGAAUUCGUCCGUCAUCUCUACCAAAGCAGAGCAGUUGAACAAGAUCAACACACCGUUCCCUGAAGCAUUCAACCAAGCAACGACCAUGGCACAGAAGUUGCGAAUAUUGAGAGCCUACGUGCGACAGGAAUCCGAGUCGGCUCAACAUGCCGAGGAUGGAACACCGCAAAUUGGUGAUGCUCAUCACUUAGGAAACGGGCCUAACGACAUCUCGCUGGCAUCCAACAGUCUUGGGUCUUGCCGCGAGAUCCAUGAGGCGCUCCUGACGACCCUGGUGACCGCCAAAGGCCUACCGCGACAAGCUCUGUCCGUUGUCGACCACAUCAUGCCCCUCCGUGCCAAGGAGAAGUACCUGUUUGAUGCGGCUGAGAAUCGAAGCGUCAUCGGGGACGAUCCGUGGAAGCGCUUUGUCUGGGACUGGAUCGCCGAUGCCGAGGAUGCCGCUGACGAUGGAGGCAUGCUGCUGAGCAACAUGGACCUCAGCUUCCUGGGCGUGCAUGCCAUUUGGACAAACGACCUCGGCAAAACCCCUAGCACUCGUCUUGCGCCCGGCACUGCCGUUCCCGACGCGUCACAGUGGGAGCGGGCCAUCGGGCAGUUCUGCAAGAAGCGCCGCUUCCCAAAGUUUGACGGCGUGGCCACGAAGAAGCCGCACCACCGGCAGCUCUGUCUGGAGAUAUGCGGCUGGGGCGACCCUCAGAAGCACGACCCCAGCGGCGUCGAUAGAGAAGCCGACCCCGAGUACCCUACCGCCAUCCACACCAUGGUGGCCUCCCGGGCUCUCUUCCGCGGCGACACCAAGCAGGCCGUCCAGAUACUGAAAAAGGCCAGCUCCAGGCACCCCGAGCUGCUCUUUGUGUCUCUCGCGCUGCAGCUCACCGGCCGAGGCAGCCGGCAGUCGGCCAAGGAGCAGCUGGAGAUUGACGACGCCGUGGCCUCCAAGACGGACCCCUACCUCCGAGCCAUAUCGUCGCUCAUCGCCACCGGGGACUGGUCCACCAUCGCCAACCAGCGGUCCCUGCCCCUGGCGGACCGUGCCGUCGUGGCCGUCCGCAACUUUGACGACGACCAGCUGACCCGGUGGCUCCGGGACCAGGUGGCGCUGGCGGUCGAGGACGGCGACAUUGAGGGCAUCGCGCUGACGGGCAUCAACGACAACAUGGUGGACAUUCUCGCGCGCUACGUGCAAAAGUUCCACGACGUGCAGACGGCGACGCUCGUCGUGUCUACGUGCCACCCGCGCUACAUCGACGACAUCCGCUGCCGCGCCUGGCGCAACGCCUACCGCGCCCUCCUCCAGCGCCACCGCCUCUUCUUCCAGCGCACAAAGUUCGAGGUCGAGUCCACCAAGAGCUCCAAGCGCGACGGCGUGCCCACCAUCAAGCCCCCCUCGCGCCAGGUCGCCCUGCGGUGCGUCUUUUGCGACGCCGAGACGUCCCUCGCCAACCAGGGGCCCGCCGCCCACCACAUCAACAUGAUGAGCAGCAGCAGCAUCAGCAACAGCAACAAUAACAACAACACCAUCACCACCACCACCACCACCACCGUCAACGCCAACGCGACGGCCCCCGCGCCCUCGUCGGCAGCCCUUGAGACGCGCAACCCGCUCCUCGCCACCAGCAUCAACGCCGGCAUCAGCUGCCCCAACUGCGGCCGCCACCUGCCCCGCUGCGUCGUCUGCCUCGAGGUCGUCGGCAUCCCGCGCUCCGACAGCAACAACAACAACAUCAUCAUCAAGCCCGACGACAGGAACGACGACGAGGGCGCCCGCAUGGCCGGCCGCUUCCCCACCUUUUGCCUCCGCUGCGAGCACGUCCUGCACCUCGACCACGCCAGGCAGUGGUUCGCCCGCCACGUCGAGUGCCCCGUGCCCGAGUGCCGCUGCCGCUGCAACUUCAAGGCCAACCCCGAGCUGGCUUACCACUGAACGAAUAGAAUGGCAGGGAGGAUUGAUUAGCACGUUGCUUCUUCGUGGUGGUGACUCGAUCUGCAGGAAUGAGAAAGACAUUUGCGCGGCGGCCCGGCAGAACGACGUUCGUCAUGUUUGAUCGUUUGCUGCUCGAAAAACAAACAAGAGGGGCCACUUUCAGCGGGAUGCGGUACGCCGCAACAAAGGCGAGGCGCUCAUGUACUUGCAGGCUGCGUGUUUGUGUCCGCGGCGAACCUCCAGCACUUUGAACUGUUCGAUAUUGCUUGCAACGCUAUGAUGCUUCUCUGAGUUCUGUAGCAGCCCUUUCCGCUGUCCCCCUUUCCAUUCGCUCGGCCCCAGAAAACAAAAUGGUACGCCUGCUUGCGCUGCCGUCAUCAACUGUACCGGGCUGAC